AUGGCCCCUGUGUCUGCGGCAGACCUGGCCCAAGGACAGGCGUUGGCUCAAGUUUCUCCUGGAGUCAACACAAGGGCAGUGGAGGAACCUGGCCUGCAGUCCUGCCUGACCUGGAAGGAAGUUCACGGGGUGACGCGUGGAACUGCCAAGCUCCAGGGGGCCUGGGAGGCCUGCAGCCCAGGGUGGGGGCAGGGCUGGGAAGAGCAGGCCAGAGAGCUGCUGGCCAUCGGAGCUCACCGCUGGCCCUCUCGAGGGACGGCGCUCUUUCUGCCCAUGUGGGAGCUGUGGUUUGCAGGCAUCACUGUGUGUGCCAGGCUCUGGAAGCGGGUAGAUGUCCCUGAAGGACAGAGGAGCCUCCAGGCCUCUCCACCAGCAGUGGGCAUGUUGGGGGCUGUGGUGGAGACAGUGACAGCUUCUGUGGCUCUGCUCCGCAGCUGCGCCUCCUCCAGCCCCUGGCUAUCCAGCUGCGGCCGGCAGGCAGCAGCCUGGGAGCUGCGGUUUCACCCUCAAGUUCUCCCUCGGGCCAGGUGUGCGCUGGCGUCCUCCUGGCGGGCUGCUUCCUACGAAACGUCCCCCUUAGAGACCCACACGCUUGCCCAGGAUCUGCUCUUCCAAAUAGAGAUGUACAAUGGAGUCUUCUGA
Molecule: messenger RNA, 642 nt
Organism: Microcebus murinus (gray mouse lemur)
Lineage: Eukaryota; Metazoa; Chordata; Mammalia; Primates; Cheirogaleidae
Source: RefSeq, a predicted model, not a curated record